Cololabis saira (Pacific saury) is the source of this 2081-nucleotide messenger RNA. RefSeq names its product protein tyrosine phosphatase 4A2b (gene ptp4a2b). Lineage: Eukaryota; Metazoa; Chordata; Actinopteri; Beloniformes; Belonidae. The record is from RefSeq and is a predicted model, not a curated record. The transcript is spliced from 6 exons. The coding region runs from base 428 to 1036 and encodes 202 amino acids. Gene Ontology annotation, cellular component: nucleus. Gene Ontology annotation, biological process: protein dephosphorylation. Gene Ontology annotation, molecular function: protein tyrosine phosphatase activity.
GAGGGGUCGACCUCCGUGGAGCAGCGAGCUGCCACACUGAAGAGGAACAUAAAGGAGACCUGACAGCGGCGUCUGCACUCCCUACACUUUCUCCGGGUAGUCACGGGGUUUCAAUGUUCAACCUGCUCUUUGCUUUCUGUGUCGACUUAAGCCGUACCUAUAUGGCGUGUGUGACCGGAGAAUUCUGCCAGGCACAGCACCUCACCUCUGUGGAGAAGUGAAUCGGCUGCCCCCUGAGGGACUACGCGACCCAGAAACCUCCCUGACCUCCAGGACGUUAAGAACUGUUCACUUUUCCGAAAGUCCCCUGGGAUCUUGCGUAGCCCUCGGCCCGACUGCCUUGCCUUGCCCUGCCCUAACCACCUGACGGAAAACCUUUGCUUUCCGCUUUUCUCCUCGAACAGCCAAUCACAAACAGCUCUCCUGAAUGGGCCGUCUCGCCAACAUGAACCGCCCCGCUGCAGUCGAGAUUUCCUACGAUUGCAUGAAGUUCCUCAUCACCCACAACCCCACCAACGCCACGCUCAACAAGUUCACCGAGGUAAGUCCACGUUUUCCCCUCCCCGACUGCGUAUCGUGUUCUUUCCGUUCACCGUCUAAAAAUCCUCCAUUGGGUGUCUCCCAGGAGCUGAAGAAGUCUGAGGUGAACACGCUGGUGAGAGUUUGUGAUGCCACCUAUGACAAGGCUCCGGUAGAGAAAGAGGGAAUACAAGUCCUGGACUGGCCCUUUGAUGACGGCGCACCUCCUCCCACUCAGAUCGUUGAUGACUGGCUCAAGCUGCUCAACACCAAAUUUCGAGAUGAACCGGGCUGCUGCAUUGCCGUGCACUGUGUGGCAGGUCUGGGCCGAGCGCCAGUCUUGGUGGCCUUAGCCCUCAUUGAGUGCGGGAUGAAGUAUGAGGAUGCUGUGCAGUUCAUAAGACAGAAGAGACGUGGAGCCUUCAACUCCAAACAGCUUCUUUACCUCGAGAAAUACAGACCCAAGAUGCGUCUGCGGUUCAAAGAUAACAACAACCACAACUGCUGUGUGCAGUAGGCUGCCUGUCAGCACAUCUGUCUAGUGAGCAUCUAGUCGGGAAUCUUCCACCAUGGGGAGAUUAAACAAAAAUAAAGAGAAAAAGAAAAAAAAAGAGAAAAAAAAAGAUAAAGAGUGCUAUCAGUAAUUGUUGUGAUGAUUUGUUAACACUGAGUCAUGGUCAAUUGAUCAGAGAGCAAUUGAAUGAAUCCAGAUCUGGGGAUCCACCAGCCGCACCGACGAACGGAAGGUCAAAGCACACAGACGGGCCGCGCGUCCCGCUUCUGCUGUUAACCACGGGCCAGAAUCUUUCCACUCGAGUCCAUCCUGUUUCUUUUGUUUUUGUUUCAGUUGUAAUCCUGGGAUGACUAUCUCCAUUAUGUGAAUUUAAUUUUUUUACACAGAUAUGGUGGUGAUGGUUGAAAUGUUAUGAUUUCCUGAUUUUUAUUUCCACUAAUGUCAUGAUUAGGCCAGAAUGAUGUACCUUUUUUUUUGUUUUGUUUUUAAACUAUUUUUAAACUUUGAGCACACCUUGUGAGGUUUUUUUUUCUUUUUUUUUUGCACAAAACUCAGAAGGUUCACCUGAAAAUGCAGUAACUUUUUGCUCUUACCCUUCACUUGCUUGAAGUCACUUUCAAUUUAGGGGUUCACAGAGUAUGAAUGACUAUAUUUAUUCACAAGAAAUCUGUGGCAGUAAUGAGUUUGGCAGGGGAAAGGGCACUUUGUUAUUCAAUAGUUGUUUUUUUUUUUUCUCCUUUUUUUUUCUAAUUGAGAGCCAUGUUUUGUUUUUCAUUUUUGUUUUUAAAACCUGCUGGAGUGCAAUAAUCGGUCCACCUCAGAUAAACCCAUAAACACCUGAGCAUCAUACACGUACAUUUCAAACACAAACACACCAGGAGUUCCCUCAAUGUGCAUAUUUAAAACUUGGGACACACCAAGCAGAGGAUCCAACCUGACAAGAGUGGAGAGGAAUGAAAGUGGUCAGUUUUUUAUCAUUGUACCCAUUUUGAAAACAUCCCCAAUUCGUAUUGGUUCUUUAAAGAUAAAUAAAUUGAGAUAAAAAGCA